This is a messenger RNA of Drosophila sulfurigaster albostrigata, 1018 nucleotides long. RefSeq lists its product as uncharacterized. The transcript has 4 exons. Lineage: Eukaryota; Metazoa; Arthropoda; Insecta; Diptera; Drosophilidae. Bases 359 to 1018 code for a protein of 219 amino acids. The record is from RefSeq and is a predicted model, not a curated record.
UAAAAUAAAGUUUAAAUAUAAAGCCCAAUGGAAAUUUCAUUAAUUAAUACGUGUAGUGCAGCCUUAAGUCUAAUUAUAUUUGAAACUAAGCCUAACCACCACUCAAAUACUGACACCUAAGCGCCGUCGAUAUAGAAAGACAGAGAGGAAUAGUGUUGAUGCAGACAACACGGAAAUGUGCUAAUUGGGCGGACAUGGAAAAGUAGGAAACCCGCAAAGCACGUGCAUUUUUCUGGCACCUCUCUCUCUGUCGAGCUUGUCAUUAAGCUAUGAACCAUGAAGCGCCCGAGUUCAAUGCUAAAGCCAACGAUCAUCAUAAACGAUCCGCCGCUCGAGCCGACAACACAGAAGCGGAAAAAUGAAGCUCAUUGGCUUUAUUACACUAUUGCUGCUGGCGCUGGACGCUGUGCAGGCUCAGAGAGCCAACUUAACAUCCUGGCGUCAUCAUCGUCGCCAAAAACGUUUUCUGAUCUAUCAAAACGGUGGUGUGAUAAAGAUGGUGACAGGUACCGCAUUUCCUGUUGACUUUCAAGAAAAGAAUGCAUGGCGUCAGCUGGUCUGGCUAAUGAAUUAUCACUAUCAAUUUAGUGAGCCAACUUCGCCGAUUUACUGGUGGAAACUCUGGAACUCUGGGCGCGACCUCAAGGGGCCCCUGAAACUAACCAAAGAGCAACUACAGCAGCAACACCGCGUUGAGGAGAACAAAGUGGAUGAGCCACAGCUGAUGCUUUACUCCUUUGCUGAGGAAUACAUGAAUCGGCUUGGCCAGCAUGGUAAAGAAUGUCUCCAACGUUUGAUCUGUGAGAAUGGUCAGGUGCACGAGCACAGUGGACUUUAUGCCCAGUUGUUGCACAGGCUGCUAACACCCCACAGAUCUUUGGAUGCGCGCUACGUGGAUGCUUAUCACAUGGGCAGACAUGGCAUCAAUUGUCGCCGCGCUUACCCCAAGGCAUCGCAUUGUCUCCUGGAUGAUUAUGUGCAUGUUCAUGAGCGUGGCCUAACGCAGAGUUACACUUAA